Messenger RNA from Tyto alba (common barn owl), 1485 nucleotides. RefSeq names its product arginine and serine rich coiled-coil 1 (gene RSRC1). The record is from RefSeq and is a predicted model, not a curated record. Gene Ontology annotation, biological process: alternative mRNA splicing, via spliceosome. The transcript is spliced from 12 exons. The coding region runs from base 100 to 1311 and encodes 403 amino acids. Lineage: Eukaryota; Metazoa; Chordata; Aves; Strigiformes; Tytonidae. Gene Ontology annotation, cellular component: nucleus; cytoplasm.
ACAAUCCCUUUUCCCAGUGCAGAAGUCGCUAGGGAGCCUUGAAAUCCCUGUUUGCUCUUGGGAAGAGGGGCUGUUACCAACCUUUAGUUCAGUUUAAAAAUGGGACGUCGCUCCUCAGACACAGAAGAAGAGAACAGAAGCAGAAGGAAAAAGAAACACCGCAGGCGUUCGUCUUCAAGUAGCUCCUCAGACAGCAGAACGUACAGCCGUAAAAAAUCUGGAAGGAAAUCAAGGUCAAGGUCGCGGUCUCGAGAUCUUCAGUCUCGUUCACAUUCUUAUGAGAAAAGACGCAGACACAGAUCGAGCAGUAGUUCUUCAUAUGGUUCUAGAAGAAAACGCAGUCGUAGCCGAUCCAGGGGCAGAGGCAAAUCCUACAGGUCUCAAAGAUCGAGGUCAAAAAGUAGAACGAGAAGAUCACGAUCAAGACCUCGUCAACGUUCUUAUAGUCGAAGUAGUGAAAGAUCCAGUCAUAGGAGAACUCAUAGCGGGUCUCGUGAAAGAGAGCGGCGUAAAGGCAGAGAGAAAGAAAAAAUAAAAGAGAAGGGCAAAGGAAAAGAAAAGGAGAUAUGUGGCACGAAGCAUGGGAUUUCUAUGGCCAAGCUACUCAACUUCCAAAAGGCCAAAUCUCCCCAAAAGUUUAGCAAGAAGUUACUUCAUGUUAUUGUUCACUCACUUUCGGCAUUUCUACUCGUGUGCCUGCAUAACGAGUUCCCUUUGCGUGAAUGCUCACCGGCACUUUCACUGAAAAUAUCUGUCAUCGGAAUUUUGUACUCGUGUCACAUCGCAGAGAAUCGCCCGUUCUCCAGGGACUCUGGAAACAUCAAAGCUGGAUUAGAACAUCUGACUCCUGCUGAACAGGCCAAAGCUAGAUUACAGCUGGUUCUUGAGGCAGCUGCUAAAGCAGAUGAAGCAUUAAAGGCUAAAGAGAGAAGCGAAGAAGAAGCGAAGAAAAGAAAGGAAGAAGACCAAGCCACCCUAGUAGAGCAAGUGAAACGAGUAAAAGAAAUUGAAGCUAUUGAAAGUGACUCCUUUGUUCCACAGACGUUCAGAUCAAGUAAAGAAGUCAAAAAGUCAGUAGAGCCUGCUGAACUACCGUACGAACCUGUAACUGUCGCAGCGGGAAGUGUUGAUGCAUCUGCUCCUGAAAAAGAACCACCACCUGCCAAUAUUCCCACUGCCAUCAAAUAUCAAGAUGAUAAUUCUUUAGCACAUCCAAACCUGUUUAUCGAGAAGGCAGAAGCAGAAGAGAAGUGGUUUCAGAGGCUGAUUGCUCUUCGGCAGGAAAGGCUGAUGGGCAGUCCGGUGGCCUGAGCGAACUGCUGGGACCAGCACACACCAGUUCUCCACGAAUGCUAAGAAAUCCUACCAUUAAAUCAUUUUAUUUUUCUCUUUUGAGGGGAUUUUAAUACUCAGUGUGAGUUGUACAGAGAAUAAAUAUUUCGUUUGAAUAAACAAGAACGUUCUACCCUCUGUUUUUCUCCCGAA